ACGACACGAUGGAACACCAUUUUAGAGAUUUGUGACCAGCGUUGAUUAUCAUCUAGACAGAAGUAAUCUGUUAGAAUACACACUUUGAUUUUACACUUUUGAUUGACUUGAAUUAAUAUUUUAGAGAAGUGAUUCAGUACACUCAGUUCACUGAACAGAUAUGAAUCAUUCGCGAACUGUACACUAAAGCAUCAUUACGUUUACUGUGUCAGCUGUCAUGAUGGCGGAAUCGUAAGGGAGGGGGGGGUGUCUCGCACUUGGAUAUGCUUUAUGAUCCGUUUAAAUUGAGUUCAGUUAGGAAUGAAAAACGGAUCGAUUCUGUACUUUGAGUUGUGGGGGCGUUUCUUUGAGAAUAAUCGAGAAUGUUGGGGAUUUUGGCCAGGACGAUGUGUCCGUGCCGCAGGCUCUGACAAGUACACCACACUAUGUCCCAGGCAAAAGACCUAUGGCACAAGGUGAAACCUUGUGGGCACCUGGUGAGGCCUGUGGCACCCACACAACUCCCUGGGCGCUACCUGAGCCACCAGGAGGGCCUCCCGAAUCUCCCGGUGCCUCCACUCCAGCAGACGUGUGAGCGCUACCUGGCCGCUCUGGAGCCCAUCGUGAACGAGAAGGAACUGAGCCACACCAAGGAGCUGUUGGCGGAGUUCCAGGGGUCUGGGGGUGUUGGUGAGAGGCUGCAGAAGGGUCUGGAGAGAAGGGCUCACAAGACUCAGAACUGGCUUUCAGACUGGUGGCUGACUACUGCCUAUCUGGACUACCGGAUGCCUGUGGUCAUCCAUUCUAGUCCCGGUGUGGUCUUACCUCGCAUGGAGUUCAGUGACCGCCAGGGACAGAUGAGGUUUGCUGCCAAGCUGAUUGCUGGCAUUUUGGACUUCAAGACAAUGAUUGACAACGAGACUUUGCCAGUGGAGUACCUCGGGGGGAAACCACUGUGUAUGAACCAGUACUACCAGGUGCUGUCGUCGUGUCGCAUCCCUGGGCUGAAGAGAGACACGGUGGUCAACUACUCCCGUAGCUCCAGGCCGCCCACUCACAUUACCGUGGUGCACAAUUUCCAGUUCUUUGUGCUGGACGUGUACAACAGCGACGGAACCCCGCUAACGGUGGACCAGCUAUACAUACAGCUGGAGAAAAUCUGGAACUCCUCCCUGCAGAACAACAAGGAGCCUGUGGGCAUUCUCACCUCCAACCACCGCAACACCUGGGGCAAGGCCUACAGCAGCCUCAUCAGGGACAAGACCAACAAGAAGUCGGUGCAGUCCAUCCAGACGAGCAUCUUCACAGUGUGUCUGGAUGCUGCCAUGCCGCGUGUCUCUGAGGAGCUGUACCGCAGCCGGGCAGCCGUCCAGAUGCUUCACGGUGGGGGCAGUCGCUGGAACAGCGGCAACCGCUGGUUCGACAAGACCCUGCAGUUUAUCGUCGGCGAGGACGGGUCGUGUGGUGUUAUUUAUGAGCAUGCCCCUGCCGAAGGGCCGCCCAUCGUGUCCUUGAUCGACCACGUGGUCGAGUACACGAAGAAGUCUGAGAUUGUGCGUACCCCCAUGGUCCCCCUUCCGAUGCCCCGGAAACUACGAUUCAACAUCACGCCUGAGAUCAAGAAAGACAUAGACGAUGCCAAGCAGAACAUGAACAUAAUGGUACAUGACCUGGAUGUCAAAGUCAUUGUCUUUUCUCAUUUUGGCAAGAACGUCCCCAAGGCCCACAAAAUGAGCCCAGAUGCCUUCAUCCAGAUGGGGCUACAGCUAGCCUACUACAGGAUGUAUCUGCAGUGCUGUUCCACCUACGAGAGUGCCUCCCUGCGUAUGUUCAGGCUGGGUCGCACGGACACCAUACGCUCCUGUUCUGUUGACUCCGCUAACUUCGUCAAGGCCAUGGACGAUCCGGCCAAACCAAACGUAGAAAAAGUGAUCUUACUGGAGAAGGCUGUCAAGGCCCACAGGGCGUACACCGACAUGGCGAUCCGGGGCCAGGCCAUUGACCGACACCUCCUGGGGCUGAAGUUGCAGGCGAUCGAGGACCUGACCUCCCUGCCUGAGAUCUUUAUGGACACCUCGUAUGCUGUGGCCAACCACUACAACCUCUCCACAAGCCAGGUGCCAGCCCAGACAGACUGUGUGAUGUGCUUUGGGCCUGUGGUGCCUGACGGCUACGGCGUGUGCUACAACCCGAUGGCAGAACACAUCAACUUUGCCGUGUCGGCAUUCAACAGCUGCGACAAGACUAAUGCAGCCCGCAUGGCCCAGGGCCUGGAGAGUGCUCUGCUGGACAUGAGGAGUCUGCUGGAGAGCACGCCCAAGGCCAAGCUGUGAGAGGCCAAGGCCCGGGCCUUGUGAUGGCCUAUCCCGGGUUUCACACUAGGCCAGGUCAACGCAGAUCGCCUGAUACAGCUUAAGGCCAUUUGAGAUCCUGGUCCCAGGCCUGAAACACCAACAGAUUGCUUGCAUCAGACUUGGUCCACAUUAGGCUUUCACAGUCUGACACAAGACUACCAUUAUGCACCUCCGACCUGGAUCAGAACUGCUCGGGUUUUGUCUGUUGGCGCACCUGUUUUCAUUUGAAGUCAAAAACUUAGUGGUAAAAAAGGCAUCACUCACUGCCAUAUUUUCCUCUAAAAAGGGCAAAAAACAAAAAAGCUGUUUAACAAGAAAAGGGGUUAGUGUGGGAUGGGUAACCAGAUAGCAUGCUCUGCUGACAGCCUUAUAGGCAUGGUAUUUGGUCACCCAUUGCAAAUCAUUGCAGUCCCAUUUUUACCGUAGAUGGUUUGUUGUUUUUAAUGAUCAAAGGAUUUUAUUGAAUGUAAUAUUAAGGCUAUGAAAUGUAUUAUUGAUCAUAUGUUUUCAGGUUUACUUGUACAGAUUGAAUCAUAGUUUUGGUAUUUCAAUUAUCUUCAUGGGAGAGCCUGUUGUCUGGUUCCCAAUCUGUCUCCACAUUUCCCAUUGGACGGAACAGGGAACAGGUUAGCAAAAUAACAUAUUUAGAAGAAUUGAUCACUAAAGAGAAAUAUUAUUUUGAUUGUAUUUAAAUUCUGUAACACAAAAAAAGUAUGUACACUUUUGGAAGGAAUUUUAGCAAAAACAGAGCGUUAUGUUUGAUAGAGCAAUUGUGGAGGUUGGCUGUGGGAAUGUUCAUUGUAACACACUGUACUUUGUGCUUUAUAUGCUUUCUGUUAACAUCAAAAAUGUGUAAAUACAGUUGUUAGAAUUUUUUAAGCACUUCAAUAUGCUGAUGAUUAAACGGUAAACAUCAAGUU
Messenger RNA from Esox lucius (northern pike), 3253 nucleotides. It is a transcript of the gene crata, whose product is annotated as carnitine O-acetyltransferase a. NCBI's taxonomy places the organism in Eukaryota, Metazoa, Chordata, Actinopteri, Esociformes, Esocidae. Gene Ontology annotation, molecular function: carnitine O-acetyltransferase activity. The coding region runs from base 426 to 2312 and encodes 628 amino acids. Gene Ontology annotation, biological process: carnitine metabolic process, CoA-linked. The transcript has 13 exons. The record is from RefSeq and is a predicted model, not a curated record. Gene Ontology annotation, cellular component: peroxisome.